GCGCUGACGCUGAGCGUCGUCAGCAGCGUGUCGCUCGUGAUCGUGAACAAACACUUGAUCAGCAUUCUCGGGUUCAGAGAGGUGACAUUUUUGACGGCGAUGCACAUGGUGCUCACGGCGUUGGUGCUUCGCGCGGCGGCGAGGAUGGGGUACUUUGAAAAGAAGUCGGUGGGGAGGGCGGAGGUGGUGAAGUUUGGCGUGUUGAACAGCGCGUCGAUCGCGCUGUUGAACUUAUCGCUAGGAUUUAAUUCGGUGGGGUUUUAUCAGAUGACGAAACUGAGCAUCAUUCCCGUCACCGUGGGGUUACAGAUAACGUAUUUUAACAAGAAAUUCAGCGCUGGGGUGAAGAUGAGUUUGUUGGUGCUGCUCCUCGGCGUCGGGGCGUCGACGGUGACGGAUGUGCAGCUCAACGCGACGGGGAGCGUCGUCGGGGGGUUAUCCGUGGUCACCACGGCGUUAGGACAGAUAUUGACCGGAUCGAUGCAACAAAAGCAUCAAAUCAGCUCAACGCAGCUGCUAUGCGCGUCGGCACCGUGGAUGGCGAUGACGCUCAUGAUCCUAGCCCCGCCCGUGGACGGCGUCCUGAACGGAGGUAACAUCCUCGAGUCGAGGUACUCCAACGAGGUCCUCAUCGUCGCCUUCAUCUCGUGCGGUCUCGCCAUCGCGGUAAAUUUCGCCACUUUCGCCGUCAUCGGCAAGUGCUCCGCCGUCACCUACCAAGUCGUCGGUCAUUUGAAAACCAUGCUCAUCCUCGGUUUCGGUUUCGCCGUCGUCGGCGACCCAAUCGUCGCCAAGAACGUCUUCGGUUUGCUCGUCGCUCUUUGCGGCAUGUUCCUCUACGCU
Messenger RNA from Ostreococcus lucimarinus CCE9901, 843 nucleotides. RefSeq names its product DMT family transporter: glucose-6-phosphate/phosphate. The annotation marks the transcript as partial. The transcript has 2 exons. Gene Ontology annotation, cellular component: Golgi apparatus. Lineage: Eukaryota; Viridiplantae; Chlorophyta; Mamiellophyceae; Mamiellales; Bathycoccaceae. The record is from RefSeq and is a predicted model, not a curated record. Gene Ontology annotation, molecular function: antiporter activity; nucleotide-sugar transmembrane transporter activity.